UAUUUAUAUCUAUAUAUAGAAAUCAAAAUUAAGUAAAGGCCAUGUUAUUGUUAGCUACAAUAAGUCGCGUAUAGAAUAUAUAUAUAUAUAUAUUAUUUUAUUAGUUAUUACUAUAUGAUAUGAUAUGAUAUGGUCCCAAGCCCAACUCCCAUCUUCAUCCAUGGCCUUUAUAUAUAAUCUUGAUACCACAACUCCAUUUUAAACCAUUCCUUUGCUAUAUAAUAUAUAUACAUAUUAUAAGCUCUUCUCUCUUAUUAUCAAUAUUAAUUCCAAAUUAUCAUGGCUACUAAUAAUAAUAUUCAGCAAGAAGAAGAAGAAAGUAAGAAGUUUGUACCAAGUAAUGAGUUUGUUCUGCAAAAACAUGCUUCAUUCUUCGACAGGAAUCAUGAUGGUCUCAUUUAUCCUUGGGAAACUUUCAAAGGAUUUCGUGCAAUUGGGAGUGGUAUUGCGUUGUCUACCGUAGCUUCACUAUUUAUCAAUAUCACUCUUAGUGGCAAAACUCGCCCUGGAAAAUUUCCUCAUCUACUCUUUCCUAUAGAGAUAAAAAAUAUACAACGUGGUAAACAUGGAAGUGACACUGGUGUAUACGACGAUCAAGGAAGAUUCGUUGCUUCAAAAUUUGAAGAGCUGAUUGCAAAGCAUGCACAUACAUAUCCAGACGCAAUGACUGGAAAAGAAGUAAGGGAAUUAUUAAGGGCCAACAGAACUGGCUCUUUCUUGAAUGGAUGGGUGGGUGCAAUGGCUGAAUGGCUUGUGCUAUAUAAUCUUGCUAAGGACAAGAGAGGAUUGCUUACAAAGGACACAAUUAGAGAUGUUUAUGAUGGAAGCUUAUUUGAAAGAUUGGAGAAAGAACAUUCUUCUUCAAAAAAGAAACAUUCUUCUGCUUAACGAAAAGGAUGCUUAGAUUGAUUGGUUUGAGGCUGGUGAUGAUGUUAAUUAUCUUCUACCUAAUUAUUAAGCUACUGCAUUUAUUUAUUUAUUUAUGAAUUAUGGUGUUGAUCAUGAUUUGUUUUUAUAUUAUAAUACAUAAUUUAAUUUUCAUAAAUAUAUAUAUAUUGAGUGUUGAAUAUUUGGUGAA
Messenger RNA from Cannabis sativa, 1078 nucleotides. RefSeq names its product probable peroxygenase 5. The record is from RefSeq and is a predicted model, not a curated record. The transcript has 7 exons. Gene Ontology annotation, molecular function: calcium ion binding; monooxygenase activity. NCBI's taxonomy places the organism in Eukaryota, Viridiplantae, Streptophyta, Magnoliopsida, Rosales, Cannabaceae. The coding region runs from base 280 to 888 and encodes 202 amino acids.